AGCCAAUUACUGUUAGAAAGAAUUCAUUUAGUGGAGCUGAAGACGCACGUAUGCCUUCAACAUGCAUUCGACGUGGAUUUUGUUCGGAUUUUUGUUGAUGUCGUUGAUUCUGUCGAUUAAAGGGUACCCUAUUACUUGUGGAUAUUGCAGAUUUAAGACACGCUCAGCCGGUUACCAGCCUUGCAGGGUCAUCAACUAUGGACAAGGAUGCCAGAACCCGAGUGCCCUGCCGAGGGCUUCCGAGUGGCCUGGAGCACCACGUGAUCUUGCCGUCACAUUCCACAAACAUCGACAAAGGUUUCUAAUGCGAAUUUCGUUCAAACCACCGGACGCAAGUAUCUCUGCGUUGAAAGGUGUCAUGGUUGCGAUCAUAGCCACCAGUGGGCGCGACCUUGGCCAACUCGUCACCUGCCUCGUUUAUAACCUUUCCAGAGUUGAUUGGAAUUAAGUAGGACGACAGACUGACAUAGAGCUGUACCUGACGCCAAGAAACUCGAACGGAUGUCACAAUCUCCCUUUUGUCUGGUUCAAACCAGGGGAGUCCUUCUACAUAAACGUCGAGUCCCUGCCCGCCAGGGCCGCCUACCACCCUAACCAAGGCAGCAACUCCGUGGAGAAGUACUUUCGAAUCCCUCCCAAGGCGAAUAUGACUGACCUUGCCUUUUUGUAAACCCCCCCCCCCCCCCGUUAUGGCCGCCUCUAGAAAUAUCCGAGGCAGCAGUGUGACUCUAGCACCCCUUGUUGCCCUCCCCUUUCAACCACAAUGAUACUUCUACAAUGCAUAACUUGGCAGGGAAGAUGAGACAAUGGCCGAGUUGAAAGUAGGCCGCGUUGCGGGAUAUCCCUGCCAGCGCUCGCUUCAGAAAAAACUGUAGGAAGAUUCAGCCAGCCGGAAUUCGCCGCCACUUUCCGACUGACAACAAUAUCGUGUAAUUGAAUGGCGAAUCAUAUUGCAAGAGGAUAUAUACACAGCAUGCUGUGUAUGCAACAGACAGUAGUUUUAAGUUCACAGCGUUUUAUAUUACUAUUCAUUAGGCUCGUUAUAAAGCUAGCAACAUUUUCUCUUGAAUACACAACAUGUGGUGUAUACAAUGUACAGGCACGCGCAUUGUCUAGAGUACACAGCAGACUUCGCUGGCUAGAGAAAACUGUUUUUGGGAAUAUGGCACACAUGCCAUCCAAAAACCGGGGCUCCAUACGCCUUAGAUUUACUUGGGGGCAGGGAAUGGAUGAGAAUUUGCCCCAACUUGAAGGGAAGCGAGGAGUUCUUCCACCGACACCGCCACCGCCAUUUUUUCUCCCGCUGACGUCAUUGAUGACGUGGUUUAUUAAUUCGCCUAUGCUGUGCAUGCAACCAACUUGUUCCUGCGUACACAGCGUCUGCUGUGAACAUAGCCACUUCGAAUCUUAUCAGUGAUCGUGUACUGACAAAAAAACAUAAAUGCUUGAAAAAAAAUACUUACAACGUCUUAGCUUUUCACCGCUGUGACGUUUUUGAACUUAACAAAUAAUUUGUUAGUUAAUUUGAAUUUAACAAAUAAUUUGUUUUCGACGCGAUCCCUUGUCAAAAAAGAUAAGGUGGCUCAAUGAAUUUAUACCGAACUGGGGGUAUUGGCUGUCUCGCUAAACACGGCGAGGAAUGGAGCUAAAAUGAAGGCCAAUACCGAGGCGGCUGCCAAGGUUUUAGGAGAAAUAACAGCUCCACUCAGCGGCGUUAGGUGAGAUUCCACCAGGUUUGGUAUCAAUUUCUAAUGUAAGACACCUCGAAAUUGAUCUAUUUUAAAGUGGUACGCCGUUGGUUAUACUCGUGGUCCAGGAAAUAGUAAUGCAGUUGUUAACCUUGCCGUAGUACAGUUAUCAUGCACACGAACUUGCUGAAACUUGAUAUUUGUAGUGUUCGUAUAUCUGUCUACACAACGGAAGUGCUGAAAUUUAUACUCGGUACGUAAUGGGAAAUUAUCCAAUUCAAUUACAAAUUUCAUGUCUUUAACGUACGGCGUAGGCCUUUAAGCAUUAUCGAUCGGGGAUCUGCUGUGGAUACAUUCUACACCGACCUUAAGAUGUUAUGGUUGUCUAUGUGGGCAAGUUGGGUUAAUACAUGAUCUAUCAUAAAAAUAAGAGGUAAAAAUUGUAACUAAGUGUUUUAGAAUCCUCAACAAUUUAGCUAUUGGAAACCGACAACAAUGCUGAAAACUAAGUAUAUGUCGUAAUCACGGAUUAAUACUUGGUUUCUGAUCCGAUAAAAGCUAGAUUAGGAAAAAUUGGAAAAACUUGGAUCAAAACAUAAUGGCAUUACUGAUGUUUUAAUUAAUAGUAAAUCCCUCUGUAUUUAUCUCCAUUGUUAGUGAGGUUGCCAGACUCCGGCGAAGUGAUAGUACUACAUUGUAUUAGUAGCGUGGUCUUAAUAUACUUGAAUAUUAUGUCUGCUUUGGAGAAUAUAAGGUUUCCUGGUAUUUCGAAACGAAAAUAUGUUUAUGUAUACAUUACAGACUAGUAUUCUAAUCCCAUGGAUGUAAGACCGUUUCAUUAAUUCAGAACAUGGCCAACCCCUGGGCAAGGACAUGGCGCCAUAAAUUUGGGAUAACCUGGUGUCGCUCAGCGACCAAACGAAAACAACGUUAUUCAGAAUGACAUCGAACGACCAUGUGCAUUUAUAUCAAAUAGAGUUUGGCUUGAAUAUUUAGAAACUGUCUUAUAUCAAUGAAAGUCGAGCAUUCACAGAAAUAUAUGAUGCAUCAGGGUUACAUUAAUACAAAUCUAAACUGAAUUCUGUGAAUGCAUGGAUAUAAUGCUGCACAAAAAUUAUCAUAGCGACUUUUACCCGUUUUUAUAUUGACGAUGCAAAAAUAGCGA
Messenger RNA from Lineus longissimus, 2853 nucleotides. RefSeq lists its product as uncharacterized. NCBI's taxonomy places the organism in Eukaryota, Metazoa, Nemertea, Pilidiophora, Heteronemertea, Lineidae. The transcript has 5 exons. Bases 62 to 448 code for a protein of 128 amino acids. The record is from RefSeq and is a predicted model, not a curated record.